CCCCUUUCCCCCUCCCUCCCCUGUCAGUGUCUGGCUGUGGGCCGGGCUCUGGGAUUGUGGCAGCGCGGGCGCUCUGAGCCCCCUCCUCCUCCUCUUCUCCUCUUCCUCCUUCUGCCCCUCCUCCUCCUCCAGGCUGUGCACACCGCCAGCGGGCACAUACACUCUGCCCUCUCUGCCACCGGGCUCGCACUCCACUCCAGCCCUCGAGAAACAUGGCACAGGAUCGGGGACGCUGCCCCAGCGACCGGGGCGCCGGGGAUGGCGAGAUGGACAAGUCCAGGAAGGUGGCUCUCAUCACUGGCAUCACCGGUCAGGAUGGUUCGUACUUGGCAGAAUUCCUCCUGGAAAAGGGUUAUGAGGUUCAUGGAAUUGUACGUCGAUCAAGUUCCUUCAACACAGGGCGGAUUGAGCAUCUUUAUAAGAACCCUCAGGCUCAUAUUGAAGGAAAUAUGAAAUUGCAUUAUGGAGAUCUCACGGACAGUACCUGCCUUGUGAAGAUAAUUAAUGAAGUGAAACCUACAGAAAUUUACAACUUAGGAGCCCAGAGCCAUGUCAAAAUUUCUUUUGACCUUGCUGAAUAUACUGCUGAUGUUGAUGGUGUUGGCACUCUACGGCUUCUUGAUGCAAUUAAGACUUGUGGCCUUAUCAAUUCUGUAAAGUUCUACCAAGCCUCAACAAGUGAACUUUAUGGAAAAGUACAAGAAAUUCCACAGAAAGAGACUACCCCUUUUUAUCCUCGAUCACCAUAUGGAGCAGCAAAACUUUAUGCUUACUGGAUUGUGGUUAACUUCCGUGAGGCCUACAACCUGUUUGCUGUGAAUGGUAUUCUUUUCAAUCAUGAGAGUCCCAGAAGAGGGGCUAAUUUUGUAACCCGAAAAAUUAGCCGAUCUGUAGCUAAGAUUCACCUUGGACAACUGGAGAGUUUCAGUUUGGGGAAUCUGGAUGCCAAGAGAGAUUGGGGCCAUGCCAAGGACUAUGUUGAGGCUAUGUGGCUAAUGUUGCAGACAGAGGAGCCAGAAGACUUUGUCAUUGCUACUGGGGAAGUCCACAGUGUCCGUGAAUUUGUGGAGAAAUCAUUUUUUUACAUUGGGAAAACUAUUGUGUGGGAAGGAAAGAAUGAGAAUGAGGUGGGUCGGUGUAAGGAGACCGGCAAGAUCCACGUGACUGUAGAUCUCAAGUAUUACCGGCCAACUGAAGUGGAUUUUCUGCAAGGAGACUGUACCAAAGCAAAACAAAAACUAAACUGGAAGCCCCGGGUCGCUUUUGAUGAGCUGGUGAAGGAGAUGGUGGAGGCUGAUGUGGCUCUCAUGAAGCACAACCCCAAUGCCUAAGCUGACUUCUGGUCACCGUGGGGCAGCCGAAGAAGAGAUAUGAUCGCCUUAGCCAAAGGUUAAGGCGGACGGUUCAUUUUUCCCUUGUAAUCAAUCGGUGGAGGGUAUCUGACCACGGAAGGGAGACUGACAGUUGAUGUGGGAGAGGAGAGGAAGAUUUAAUCACGUCCAACCCUGAUUCCCCACCCUACCCCAGGCCACCCCACCCCCAACCCCCGCCCAGUUUUCCAAUGCCAUUGAUUGUUUCUCCUUGUCUGGAAAAAAAAAAAUCUUUCACUCCCAGAAAGACUGUAAAAUCGAAACUGUGACCACUCCAACGCUUGAUUUCACGUUAUCUCACCAUAGAUGCUUCAUCUCAAGGAUUUUAUGUAAUUGAUAAAAUGAUUUUAAUCCCAAAUCAUCCAUUUUACUUAAAAUUAUGUUGUUGUAAAACAACAGAAAUUGUGGGGCCUUUAAAUUGUCUUCUUUUUUUCUUAUUAAACUGGUCUUUCGACA
Messenger RNA from Dromiciops gliroides (monito del monte), 1826 nucleotides. RefSeq names its product GDP-mannose 4,6-dehydratase (gene GMDS). Bases 213 to 1331 code for a protein of 372 amino acids. NCBI's taxonomy places the organism in Eukaryota, Metazoa, Chordata, Mammalia, Microbiotheria, Microbiotheriidae. Gene Ontology annotation, biological process: GDP-mannose metabolic process. The record is from RefSeq and is a predicted model, not a curated record. Gene Ontology annotation, molecular function: GDP-mannose 4,6-dehydratase activity. The transcript has 11 exons.